AUGCCGGAGGCUGGUGACAGCCUCGAAGUCACAGCAUCCAAGCUUCAUGGCAUAGCCGAUGCAAUUCACAAAGGGGGCAAAUUCUUCAUGACGAAUGCAGAAAUCACCAACCCUCCUACUCGUCCAUGUAACUUGAAGGAACCUUCCCAGAUCACAGAGAGAAUGGCGAUAUGCAUGAUGAACCCGGCCGAGCAGGCUGCAUAUUGGCAAUGGAAGCUGAAGAAGGUCAAAUUACCGGUCAUUGAUUGGGUUGAAAACAGUUUAGAUUUCUAUGGGCGUGACUCAAAGAGGACGUUCACCUUGCUUGCCACGGCCAUUGAUCUGAUCUGGGAUAUCCGAGGCACAACCCUACAAAACGCAUGUUGGAUCAGCCAUCACAAGCCCGAGGUGAUGGAUCUAGUGAUGGCUGUGAAAAAACUAUUAAUUGCUCAAAAGAAGGUGAACGCCUUACAAUUACUCUCUACAACGCUGAAUGAGAGCUUGAACGCCGAAAUCCAAACCCUUGAACGUGUGAUGGCAACUUUGUACACGAACCUUGGUCAAGAGCUAGAGCGUGUGAGGGUGACUGUGAACACGAAUUUUCACCAAGAGCGAGAGCGUGUGCUCAAGUCAACCAAGUCUAUCCGCGAGUCGCAGGCGUUACUCACAUGGAGACUCGAUCUGUUGAUGAAGACUCGAUCUGUUGAUGCGAUCUGA
Molecule: messenger RNA, 696 nt
Organism: Penicillium verhagenii
Lineage: Eukaryota; Fungi; Ascomycota; Eurotiomycetes; Eurotiales; Aspergillaceae
Exons: 1
Coding region: 1-696 (231 amino acids)
Source: RefSeq, a predicted model, not a curated record